AUGAUUUGUGAUUUAGUUGAUUAUACUCUAAGAACAACUCCAAAUAAAGGAAGGUUUUCAUAGACCAACACAACAGCGUCUCCUAACAGUUCUAGCAACUCAUCUUUCGAAGCUUCCUAACUUAAGAUCCCACGACCUUUGUUGAGUUUUGAUGAAAAAUUUGAAGCUUCUCUUUGUGCUUUUGAGUUUAAAUUAUUAGUCCCUGAAGAAGAUGGCUUAAUAAAUUUUGAACAGUUCAGUUAAGAAUUGAUAUAAGACAAACUUAUAUUCUUGAACGAUGAAAAAUAUUUAUAAUAGCAAUAAGCAUCUUUAGAGAUCGUAGAAGAGAAUAUUCUUAAAGAUGAAAGAACCACUUUGAUGCUCAAAAAUAUACCCAGAAGCAUGAAGCCAAACGAUUUGAGAAAUAUUUUAAAUAAAGAAUUUCGUAAUCUUUAUGAUUUUUUCUAUUUGCCUUUAGAUAACAAUGUAUUUCAAAUUUUAUAAUUCAAGAAUGAAGGCCAUUUGGGAUAUGCUUUUGUUAAUUUUAUCAAUCAGGAUGUAGUAUUAAAGUUUUAUAGAACAUUUAAUAAUUAAAAAUGGACUAAUACAGAGAAAUAAAUUUGCCAAUUAAAAUAUGCAAAAUUGUAGGGAAGAAGGCUUUAUGAAUUUGCAAGAUGA
Messenger RNA from Paramecium tetraurelia, 657 nucleotides. RefSeq lists its product as uncharacterized. Gene Ontology annotation, molecular function: nucleic acid binding. The record is from RefSeq and is a predicted model, not a curated record. Lineage: Eukaryota; Ciliophora; Oligohymenophorea; Peniculida; Parameciidae. The transcript has 4 exons.